Messenger RNA from Camellia sinensis, 1268 nucleotides. Its product is annotated as short-chain dehydrogenase/reductase 1. Gene Ontology annotation, molecular function: oxidoreductase activity, acting on the CH-OH group of donors, NAD or NADP as acceptor. Gene Ontology annotation, cellular component: membrane. Lineage: Eukaryota; Viridiplantae; Streptophyta; Magnoliopsida; Ericales; Theaceae. The record is from RefSeq and is a predicted model, not a curated record.
AUCCAAAACAGAUCAAGCUAAAAUCAACUACCAAAACCAACUAUAAAUAUCCUCCAAACCCAUACCCUCCACUGCAUAUACAAAGCCACCAUUUCUGCAAAUACCAUAUUCAUAUAAAAUGGAACAAGCAAAGAGGAUUGCUAUUGUUACCGGAGGAAACAAAGGAAUUGGGCUAGAGAUUUGCAAACAAUUAGCUUCUAAUGGGAUAAUGGUGAUUCUAACGGCAAGAGAUGAGAAACGCGGUCUCAAAGCUGUGAAAAAUCUCAAAGCUUGUGGGCUAUCUGAUAUACUUUUUCACCAGCUUGAUGUGACAGACCAGGCCAGUAUUGCUUCCAUGGCUGAUUUCAUCAAAAAUAAAUUCGGGAAGCUUGACAUAUUGGUGAAUAAUGCAGGAAUUAGUGGAGGCAUAAUUGAUGAGGACGCUCAAGAGAGGCUAACCCUGGCUGAUAUUGUAAGUUCAAAUGUUAAAGGAGAGAAAUUUAUGGAGCAAAGUUAUGAGAUGGGAGAAGCUUGUCUAGGAACAAACUAUUAUGGAGUGAAGCUAGUGACUGAAGAGUUUAUUCCACUUCUUCAACUAUCUGACUCUGCCAAAAUAGUUAAUGUCUCCUCUACCUUGGGGCAAUUGGAGCUUGUUUUAAAUGAAAAGGCCAAGAAGGAGUUAAGCGAUACUGAUAGCCUUACAGAAGAGAAAGUGGAGGAGGUACUUAAGAGAUAUCUUGAGGAUUUGAAGGAGGAUUUGUUGGCAACCAAACGAUGGCCUAUUAAUUGUUCGGCAUACAUAAUGUCCAAGGCAGCUCUCAAUUCGUACACGAGAGUUUUGGCAAAAAAGUAUCCUAAUAUUGCUAUAAAUGCAAUAAGUCCUGGCUAUGUCAAAACAGACCUCAACUAUCAUAGAGGGAUCUUCACUGUUGAAGAAGGUGCAAGAGGGCCCGUGAUGCUGGCUUUGCUGCCUAACAGCGGGCCUUCUGGCUUGUUCUACGAUCAGAUGGAAGUAUCAUCUUUUUGAAUAAGAGAACGUACAUAGUUAUAUCACCUUCUAUAUAUAUCAAUACAAUGAACAAUAUGGGUGUAUGUAGGACUCAUAGUAGUACAUGUGAAAGGGUUGGAAAAUUUUUGGUAAGCCAUGCUUGAUAUAAUUUAGGAAGUUCAAAAUUAACUGGUAAUGUAUGUAUGCAUGAAAGUGAGAAGAAUCGUAUAGCUUCUCAUCUUCCGUAGUUAUAUACGUUUUGGAUAAUAAAGGUGUGCGAGACUCCAAUAUCAAUUUUGUA